AAGUUUCAAUGAAUGUUAUAAAUUUUACAGACAAAAGGAGGAUAACAUGAAGACUGCAGAGAAAGCGUGGGAAGCUGAGAAACAAGAAUUAAUUAAAAUUAACAACCAGGACAAGCAACUGCUGAACAAACUGACCAAAGACCGAGGAUUUCUAGAAACAAGGGUGAAGACUUUGGCAGAAAUUGUCGACGAGAACGAGAAGUCUGCGAAAGAAACGGAAGAGAAGUGCAGGGAAGAAGUUCGAAGGGCGAAACAACAACUCGAAGAGGAGAAGAUCGCAAGAGAGACGAUGGAGAAGAAGUACGAGUACAUGAGGCAGGAAUUUUUCAAAAUGGAGGUCACCAAUCAACAGGCCAUCGACUUGGUCGUCACCAAAAAGGAGGGGAAUGGAGAAG
Messenger RNA from Agrilus planipennis (emerald ash borer), 395 nucleotides. RefSeq lists its product as uncharacterized. The transcript is spliced from 2 exons. The annotation marks the transcript as partial. Lineage: Eukaryota; Metazoa; Arthropoda; Insecta; Coleoptera; Buprestidae. The record is from RefSeq and is a predicted model, not a curated record.